Messenger RNA from Poeciliopsis prolifica (blackstripe livebearer), 2171 nucleotides. RefSeq names its product DNA fragmentation factor, alpha polypeptide (gene dffa). Bases 108 to 1058 code for a protein of 316 amino acids. Gene Ontology annotation, biological process: regulation of apoptotic process; apoptotic process. The transcript is spliced from 6 exons. The record is from RefSeq and is a predicted model, not a curated record. NCBI's taxonomy places the organism in Eukaryota, Metazoa, Chordata, Actinopteri, Cyprinodontiformes, Poeciliidae.
CAUUCGAAAAGGCAGAAGUAGCCCAGUUGAAAGCUUAGCACUGUAGUUUCGUGGUUUCUAGGUUGAAAACUCAAAAGCGGUACAGGACUCAAAGCUUGAGUCUUAUAAUGACAGAUGGGAGACCCUGCAAAGUGUGUAACUUCACACGGCAGAAGUCAUGCGGAGUGGUUGUUCCCUCGUUGGAUGAUCUGAAGAAAAAAGGAUGUGAGUUUCUGGGAGUGAGCCCCUCAGACCCAGUCACUGUGGUCCUCGAGGAUGAUGGGACCAUAGUAGAGGAUCAAGCCUACUUUUUGUGUUUGCCUUUUAACACCAAGUUCAUGCUGCUGCAUGACAAAGAAACGUGGGCUCCAGCUCGCAAGAUUGAUGGCGGCACGGCUUGGAUGGUGAGAGAGUCUGUGGUUCUGCAAACUGAUACCGUCGACUCCUUCAUUGUUGAGGCGCCGUGGUGCAAUCUAGCACUGCAGCUGAAGCAAGACCUGACCAGUAUCAUUCUCAUGUCUGAGGGAGACCUACAGUCCUUAGUGGAGGUGCCGUGCUCUAAACUAGCCUCUGCCCUGGGCUUCCAAGAGAAGAAGGCAGAGGAACUUCAGGAGACACUGCAGAGGGUUUUGGAUCGCAGGGAGGAGGAAAGGCAGUCCAAAGAGCUGCUCCAGUUAUACCUCAAAACUGUGGAGAACGAGGACAGACAGCAGGGAGCCACAAGUCCUUCUAGUCAGGACGGUGUUGGAAAUGUGGAUAUGCUGGACGGAUUGGAGGCCGACUCUGCGUCCGAGUUCAUGUCCAGGACACUGAUGGUCCUGAAAGGCAAAACCAGUCCAGAGACCAGACUCUCCACUGAGGAUUUGCAGGCGGUAGUGAGCAGAGGGCUGGAAGCCAUGCAGCAGGUGCUGGGUUGGGAUGCAGACAGGACCGCCGCGCUGCUGCAGGCCUGCGAAGCGGAGCUGUCGACGCGCCUGCAGCAGAUUCAGGCCAUGCAGUCCAUCAGCGGCACGCAGCAGGACGGCAGCAAACACGGGGAGGAGACGGGAACAGUGGCUCUUCCCCGUGGGGGCAGCUAGGUUUGACCGAGCAGAGACUGAUAAGGAUUCACACUAACCUGCCUCGGGGUCAGGAAAAUGGGAUUUGCUCUGUGUUACUGUUUAUGUAGCUACUGCUAAGAAUGUUGAAGAUGUGGAUCUCCGCGUCGUUUUGAGAAUGCUGAGAAAGCAGUGAAGUUGGUGGAUGUCUGGAGAGCGCCUGGGCUGAUUUGCACAAAUGUGUUCAGCUUGAAUGUGUUUAACCACUUUUUGGUUUCAAUAAUGGUGUUAUGUUGGGAUGAUGGCUACAGACAAACAUAUGCUUAUGAAUAUUAACAUGCUAGCUCCCAGUAAUCUUAUAUAUAAAGAUGUAAUGGAGGCAAGUGUGGUUUUGCUGAAAAUUGAUGUCAUCCAGUACUUGGCAGGUAUCGAGAGCUAAAAGUGCCACAAUAAAUAAAUAAAUAAAUACAUAAUUAUUUGUACGUGGAAAUUAAAAAAUAUUGGUAUUGUAUUCAUCAAAUAGUUACCUCAUCAAUACGGAAAUAUUUGUAAUUCUUAAAAUACACAAUUAUAUCCGCUAAUCUUCCUUUUAAAGUUGAAUUCAAAUAUAAUUAUUGUAGUAUUUUUUAUAAUUAUCUCAUAGUCCUGAAUUGCAGCAAAUGGUGAUUUUUUUUUUUUUGAACUUGUGAGCAGAUAACACUGCCAGAUUAACAUCUUGUCUAUGUCCUGUGAUAGAUUUACGUGUACAUCUUCCAUACAAUCCUGACAGUCAUGUGUUGGUCUGAUGGAUGUGUGAUGUAAGCCUGCGUGUGUUGGUCCGUGUGACAUGAACACGCGGUAGGUUCUCUGUUGUGUCCUCUUAUCUCUGGAACACUGAACAGAAUCAAUGUACUUGUUUUUACUUGCGUAAUCUUUUUGCAUUUUUUGUGUGCAAGAUUAGAAUACAGACAAAACGUGCUCCAUUCCCAACUGUCCUAGCAUAAUUAGUGAGUAUUGUGUCUUUGCAAAACCAGUUGAGCUUCGGUGAGAAGCCUUUUCAUGAAUAGUUUUUAAGCAGAUUGUUCUCCAGGAUCCAUCAAGGUGUAACAUCUGUGUAAUAUGAUGUAAAGGCUACUUUUCACAUGUCUUUUGGUAAAUAAAUGUGUCUAAAGUUUU